GGUAAGUGUGGCUUGCCCUUCCUUUGUUUUGAGCUGUUCCUAGAUGGCGAAGGGCAAGAAGAAGGAGCGUAGACCUCCACCCCCACCCCCCCGAACAAGAAAGAGUUGCGUAACUUUCUUCGUGAUAUGGAGGGUGAGUCUGGGGCUGGAGGUGAGACUGUGGAUUGUGUUGAGAAUGUGGAUAAGAUUCCGGUUAUGACUGAGGAGGAUUUCACCCCGUGUUCUAACACUGGUGAUGUGACUGUGGAAGAAGACGAUGACUCUGAAUCCCAGACUCCUUCUCUGGAUGAGGAAAGGUUUGAGCAAGAACUGCAGAAGGAUAAGCCUGGCACCAGCAUUGGAGAUACUCCAGUAGUUAAACCAGUAGCUAUUCCUGAAGCUCCUGAAACUGUUGAAUCUAUUGGGAAGGAAAGCUGUGAGAAUGAAACUGGAGACAAUGAUGGCAAUGCACCUGGUAACAAAGUGGAUACACCUGCUGAGAAGAAAAGCUUUGCUUCACUCUUUGAAAAGAACAGGUCUGAGGAUAAAGGUAUGAAACUCCACCAGGUGGAAAUGACUGGGGAUGAGGAGGUGUUUAUCCAACCUGAGGAUGUGACCCCAAUGGAGGAAUUAUGGGGACCUUGCUUGGUUGGCUGUUUUUCUGACAGGUUCCCUGGGCUGGCACCCAUUCAAACAUUGGUGGAGUCCUGGAAAGUACCUUGCCAAUUCCUCCCUCAUCAUAAGGGCUGGGUGGUCUUCAAGUUCCUGAACAAUGAAGAUAGAGACUCAGUCUUGCAUAGGGAUGACCACAGCAUCAACAACAAGAAGCUUUUACUCAACAUCCCACAGGAUGGAUUCAUGUGGAAUGCAAAAUCUUUCUCUACCAUGCCAGUUUGGGUGAAACUUAUGGAUGUUCCUAUGCAGUUUUGGGGUCCUAACAGCUUGUCAAAGAUUGCCUCAAAACUUGGAAGACCACUCUUCACAGAUGGUCUGACUAACAAGGUUGCCUCCAAACUUACUGUGGAGAAGGACCUAGAGGACAAUCUGGCCUACAAGAAACCCAAUUUCUGUAGAGUCCUCAUUCAUAUGGACCUCUCCAAACCUCCCCCUUCUUGUGUGAAGGUCAAUUUUGUUGGAGGCAGCUAUUCACAAGUUGUGGAGUAUGAGGAUCUCCCCCUCUACUGUUAUCACUGUGAGAAAUUUGGGCAUACUCCUUUUGACUGUGCUCAGCUUUUUGAAAUGGAAAGGAAGAAGGAACAUGAGGAACAGAGGGACAGGGAGAAGGCCAGAGUGGAAGUCCUGAAAACCACUCUCAGAACAGAUACUAGGGACAAACAGGAUGGCAAACAGGGGCAGGACAAAAAUCAUGGCAAACAAAAGGAGGGAUUGGAGCAUAUUGUUGCUAAGAAAGCCCCUGUUAACCCUGAUGAACCCUCACCUUCUUUCACUAGGAAGGAUGACAAUGAUGGAUUCACAUUGAAAACUUUUCACAUCACAUUUGUUUUUGCCUUAUACAAUGUAAGUGUGAGAAGGAACCUCUGGGACAGACUCACUGAUAUUGCUGGCAGAAUCAACACUCCCUGGGCUAUUAUGGGAGAUUUCAAUGCUGUUUUGGACUCUAGUGAGAGGGUUAACUGUCAUACCUAUGCUUAUGAUAUGACUGACCUCUUACAGUUUAGACUCAAUAAUGAUCUUCUUGAUGCUAAGGCUACUGGUAUGCAAUUCACUUGGAACAGAGGGAGCAAGUGGGCUAAGCUUGACAGGGUCUUGGUUAACUGUGAAUGGGACCUCCUUCAUUGGGACUGCUGGGCUGACUUUAAACCCAUGGAGUUCCAAUCUGAUCACUGCCCUGUGGUCUUGAACCUCAUUCACAACACUAACCUGGGACCAAAACCCUUCAAGUUUUUUAAUAUGUGGAUGCAACAUGAACUUUUUGACAGUGUGGUUAGACAGACUUGGGAUACCAGAAUCACUGGUACUAGACAAUUCAGAUUAUGCAGAAAACUCAAAUUGUUGAAACACCCUCUGAAACAGCUCAAUAAGAAGAAGUUUGGUCACAUUUCUACCAGAGCUGAGAAUGCAAGGAGCAGCUACACAGAAAUGAUGACCAGGCUUAUGACUGAUCCACAAAACUCAGCCCUCAUUGAACAAGCUGCCAGCCUUAGGAAAGAGGCAACCUUUUACAGUGAUGCUGAGAGAUCCUUUUUCUUACAGAAGGUGAAAUGCACUUUUAUCAAUGAGGGUGACAAAUGCACCAAGUUCUUCCAUGCUAUGAUGAAGAAACAGAAGGUGCUGAGAUCCAUCCCCUUCAUCAUCACUAGCCAAGGUUCCACCACAACAUCUUCUGAAGCCAUUGUUGAGGAAUUUAUUGGCCACUAUAGCAACAUUUUUGGUAACACUGUGCCCACAUCCCCUAUUGACUGGAAUGUUUUUAGGGAGGGACCCCUCGUGCCACAUCAUGAAAUCCAAAAUUUGAUCAAGCUUGUUGACAUAUCUGAGGUUAAAGAAGCACUGUUCAGCAUUGGGAAUGAGAAAUCACCUGGACCUGAUGGCUACACUGCUGCUUUCUUUAAACAGAAAUGGGAUAUAGUUGGAAAUAGUCUCUUUGAGGCUGUGGGGAACAAGGAUUCUGUUACUGUCCUGGCCAACACUAUCCAGAAUUUUUCUCAAGUAUCUGGCCUUUUUGUUAAUCCCCUCAAAUCCAACAUCUUUUUGGCUGGAGAAAUCAAGGACAACAAGUCUGAUCUCUUGUCCUUGGUUUCCUUCCCUGAGGGGAAACUUCCUGUCAGAUACUUGGGACUCCCUUUGACUUCUCAAAGAGCUUCAGAAAGAGACUUUGCCCCCCUUAUUGCCAAAGUGGAUGAGAAUAUCAGGAAAUGGAACACUAAGUCUCUAUCUUCUGCUGGCAGACUGGAAUUGAUCAGAACAAAUAAGGAAACCUUAUGGAUACAAUGGGUGUAUUCUGUCUACCUCCAGGGCAGUGACAUUUGGACCUGGAAUCCUUGCAAAAAGGAUUCACACUUCUUCAAGAAGAUUGCUGAGAUUAGGGACUCUCUUUUGCAAAAGUGUGGUGACAUAUUCAUGAUUGAAGACAAUUUGUGUGACAUGGGGGAUAUUAAAGCCACCAAGGUCUAUGAUCUUUUGAGGUCCAAGGGUAACAUUAGACCUUGGAUGAAAGCAAUUUGGAAGCCUUAUAUCCCUCCUAGAUAUUCCUUCACUUUUUGGCUUACCCUACGAGGAAGACUUCCCACAAAAAUGAAUCUCCAUUUCCUACAGCUGGAUAAUAGGAAUUGUGAGUUCUGCCAUACUGAGGAGGAAACUGCCCAGCACCUCUUCUUCCUUUGUGAGAAUACUGCUCUCAUUUGGGGAGCCAUCAGAAAUUGGCUUCAUAUUGCACCAGCCUUAUCCUCACUUGAGAGAGCCAUUGAAUGGGUUGGAAGACAGAGACACAGUCAUUGUGCUAAGAGGAAAAUGUGGAGACUGGCAAUCUUGUGCACUGUCUAUACCAUCUGGAGAAGCAGAAAUGGAUGCUACUUUGACCAUGAAGGAUUCAACACUGAUACUAUCAUUUACAAAAUCAAAGUGGGGGUAUAUAAGGAUGCCAGAUUGGGUGCUUCUCUCGUGAUUUGUGACAUCACGCCUGGUCUACUUGAGUUUACAUGGGCCAAUUGCCGUUGCCGUCUCUGUUCAGACACUGUUCACAGUGGGAUUUGCAGGUCUGGUUUCCUUCGAUUUGCAGCUGAUUUGAACCCCAAAUUUGAGGUAUUCGAGAUUCCAGCUUCAGGUUCUGCUGCUCCUUUCCUCUGGUUUGCUCUUCGUUUUUGGAGGACCAGCAAGAAAGGAAAUAAAAAGCACAAACACAUUACCAAGUUUGUGUUUGAUGGUACACCAGUGAGUGAAGCCAGGCUGAAGUCAAAUGCAGAAGCAACCACCAGUGGAGUUCCUGCUGCCCAGACCAGUGGAGCUGCUUCUGUCCAAACCAGUGGCGUUCAACCUGCUGCUGUUUUGGAGGAAAAUGACCAUGUUGGUGACAACAUACAAACCCCCAUUGUUUCUAAUCCUUCGAAGGAUGAUUGGAAGGAGAGGAAAUUACGAAAUGGCAAAGCUAAAGCUGACCAAGAUGGGAUUGGCGCUGGCUCUAACCAUGAUGUAGAACCCUCUAAACAGAUGGUUUCUUGUGAGGAAAAGGAUGGAAAGGCUUUGGGCAGUGGUAUGGAGUCUGAUUCUUCCCUUUGGACUGUGGACAUGGAUAAACUUCGGGAUUCACCCUCUAUCUACCCUAUUUUACCCAAGCCCUCAUAUAAGGAAUUGGCCUGUUCUAGUGGCCAAAACCGUGACCCUUCGGAGGGCUACCCUUUGAAGAAGGUUGAGGUGGGGGACGUGGUCAAAAUACCGGAAGAAGGGGUCUCGAAUCUUGAAGCUGAGUGGGGGUUCUGCCUCGUGGGCUGUUUCACAGGCCGGUUUCCGGGCAUCAAAGCCAUUGAGGGGUUGAUCUCGUCAUGGCAUUUACAGUGUAAACUCCUUCCCCACGAAAAGGGCUGGGUGAUCUUCCAGUUUUUGAGUGACGAAGACCGUAGGAAGGUUCUCUGUAAUGGGCCUUACGUCCUCUAUGGUAAGACCCUUUUACUACGCAUUCUUCCGGAAGUGUUUCGCUUUGAUUUUGAUGCUUUUAUGACGGUGGAUGUGUGGGUUAAAUAUGUUGAUGUGCCUUUGCAAUUGUGGAAUCCUGUUGCCUUCGAGUGCUUGGGGUCUAGACUGGGAACCCCCAUACGCACCGACGGAGGAACAAAAAAUAAGGGAAGGUUGAGCUAUUGUAGAAUGUUGAUUCGGAUUGACAUGUCUAAGGAGCUCCCUACAUCCUUUGUGGUUUCUCUCCCUGAUGGAGAAGAAUUUACUCAAAAGGUUGUGUACGAAGGCCUUCCAAAUUAUUGCUAUCAUUGUAAAAAGUUUGGACACAACCAAUUGAGCUGUAGGGUUCUCCGAGCCCUAAACCACAGAAAAUCUGGGAAUUAUUUUGACAAGCGUGACAGGAACACCUUUGGGAAGGCUGACUUGGUUAGGAAAGGGGCUGAUUCUGCCCUGGGUAUUCCAGCCCCUGCCAAACCGAGAAAAAGGAGGAGAAGAGCUAAGCGUAAGUUGGGACGUGGACCUAAGGCCUUGGGCAGUCAUGCCAUGCCCACCCCCACUGCGUUGCCUUCCUCAAAGGACACCAUGAAGACGGCCAGGACUGAGGGCAAUGGCGCAGAACCUGCUGCCAAAACCGUGAACCAUGAUGGGCAAGGUGAUGUAUGCUCUUCCACCACCAUUCCGAAGGAUUCUCUUGAUCCUAAUGGUGCAACAAAGUCUACGGCCAAGGCUACUAAGAAAGUAGCACAAACGGAUGCUAAAGGUUUGGGUGGUGGAGCUCCAGCUUCAAACCAAAAUCUGCAGCAACCUAAGGAAAAGAAGAGCUUGAGUGGAAAACAGCCCGACACUGUGGGCGAUGAUGACCAGCUCGUUGGCACCUCCUCCACCCCUGCGCAAGUUGAGCAAGCUGUCCAAGCAAACUCCAAGGUAGGGGCGUCCAUCACAGAGAAGGGGAACAAGCCAACUGGAGCGGCCAAGAAGGCAGACCUGACCACCACAGAGAGCACACCACAAAAGGCACCAUGGCGAAUAAAGCUGGAUAAGCAAAAGGAAGAGUGGCUUGAUCGACUACUAGCCCAAGCAAUGGGGAGAGUGGACAGAUCAGAUCAUGGAUUACCUAAGCUUGGACCGGCCAAACUUCGGGAGAUCAUUGCCCGCAACCCUCCUUGUUUGAGGGAUGCCUAUGGAGCUCCGGUGGAUACUCUGGAGUUUAUGCAUUGGGAAAGAUCAAUGAAAAUGCUUGGACGAAUCAAAUAGUCUUGGCCUUAUCUCUUUUCUAGUGCUUGUUUGACAUGACUUGUCUUUGAUUUUUAGGGGUAUGCCCGAUGCAUUGGUUGUAUGUAUUGUACGUACUCUUUGUAUUGACUCUUGGAUAUUAAUAAUUUACAUUUUAUCCU
Messenger RNA from Cuscuta campestris, 6002 nucleotides. Lineage: Eukaryota; Viridiplantae; Streptophyta; Magnoliopsida; Solanales; Convolvulaceae. The record is from the annotation of a GenBank genome assembly.